GAGUUCUCGGCCAGUAAAGAAAUUGAGUCAAGACAAUGACUCACAAAGUUCCGGCGAAGAGGAUGAUGAUGAUGGUUUUGAAAUUUUAACAGCUGAAAAUUUAUUCUCCACACUAUUACAACGUGUGCGUGCCUUGACAAAUCGCAUGAACGUUAAUAAUGAUCUUACCUCCGCUUUUCCAAGCUCAAGUCGUUUACUAAGCAAUAUGAGACAGACUCAGAGUCCAUUUUGGAAUCAGGAUCCAUUUGGCAGAACUAAAGUUAGUUAUACAUAUAGUGAAACAAUCGAAAAGAAACAAGUCCGACUAAAUACCGCCGCCAAUAGUAUGGGUGUACCAUGGCGUCACAGUAUGUCACGGGAUUUAGGCAGUGACAUGGAAUCCAUGUUCUCACGUACCGGUGCAACACUGCCAAGAGCCGGCUUUACCAUUGCCACAUCAAAAUCGCAUGAUCCUAAUAGUUUAAGAAGUUCCUCAAUCUCCACCAACUCCUCCUCUUCGACAUGUUCGACAAAUGCCACAAUACCCCAACACAGUAACAGCAACACUACUACCACAUCUAAUACAGCUGGUAAUACUACAACAACAACAACAACAAAAAUUAUCAAAACCCUACCAACAACAAUAGUCACAACAACCGAAACACGGACAACGACUAAACCGAAAUUAUUAACAAAUAGUAAAUCAAGUAACUCAGACAAGAAAUCCAAAUCGAUUGAUGAUGGUAGUCAAUUGCCGGAUGAACCAUUAGAUUUGGCCGACUUAGAUUUAUCCCGCUUGCGUUUGAGUAAAACAGACUUAGAAACCCUGUCGAGUAUUGCUCCAGGACUGCCAAAAUGUUUUCAAGAACAGCUGCUGGCCAAAUUGCCGCCAACUCAAGCCCGCAAAUUAUCACGUACCCUAAGUGUACAGGCUGGGCAGUGUCAGCCCACAAGGAUAUAUAAACGUAGUCAGAGUAGUGGCAGAACCACAUUACCUAAAACUGAAGAUGUGAAAGAUUCAAAAAGUCGCGAAGUUAAAGAGAAAAUUAUUGAAAAUGUCAACGGCUUAAGAGGUGAAGAGGAUGCCAAGACUGCGGCUGAACCACCAACUCAGGAAUGUUCUGGCAAAGAACCCUGCCCUUUGUACACUAGUGAGGUUAAUGAAAAAUACAAAUACUAUUCGCCAUAUGUGAAAAAGUCCAGCAAGGAUAUUUUGACGGCCACGGAAAUACCCUCCUCAAUGUUGGGAAGACCACCCAGUGGUCGGUUAUCACCCUCAGCCUCGGUGGUGGAAAAUACAGGAGCUGUGGCCAAACGUCCCUCACAACGAAGAAUAUCACGACUCUUGCGUCCCGACUUUAUGGAACAACCUUUGGAGGAAUCACCCAUUGAGGCAAGUGGCCUAACUCCGGAGGAACCUGUCAAAACCCCCUGUUUGGAGACUCCACCAGAAAUGUCGGCUAGUAAAUUGAAGCAUACCCGUCAUGCUCGCAAUAAAAGUUUAGAUUUAUUUUCGGAAAAAUCCGAAAUGUUGGGUACUCCAGGAACGGAGACCUUAAAGAGGAAUCGUCGAAGUUUGUCACGACCUCGGGAAUUUGAUGAAAGUGAAAAAUUGGCCAAACAUGAAUUGGCUGAUAAAAUCCUACAGGAAUUGCAGCUGCUGUCGACCAUGAGGUCGCAGCAGGAGAGAUUGGUGGAAGAGGAGAGUAGUGGUGAUAUUACGGAACCCACUUUGGUGGAGAAUAAAGACAAAUCCACCACCACCUCCACAGCGACUUUGAAAAAAGUGAAGAAAGUUAAACCCAAGGAGAAAUCCACUGAGUCCUCCACAGAUAACGAUAAGACCAUAACGAACAGUACGACGACCACCACAGUUGUCAAGAAGGUGAAAAAGGUGGUGGUGAAAAAAUCUGCAGAUCCCGGCACUCCAAAAACCCCGCUGGCCGAUAACAUUCCAGGAAGUGAUGCAGCUUCCAAAUCUCUUAUCACGGAUUUGUAUUCUCCCAAAAAUGUGUCCAAACUGAAACGGCCCAAAUCAUAUCCCACAAAGGAUUCAAAUACUGGCGAUAGUCCUGGUCAGGGACAAAUGGAAAGUGGGGUGGGCUCAAAUAAAAUAGGUUCCUCCAACAUUUCGGUUCCCAUUGCUGAAACUCCCACAGAAAACUCCACUUCCAGUGGCCAGGAAUUGAAUAACAUUAGCGGUACAGCCACCCUGCAAAGAGAAAGUCGCCUGCUAAGACCAAAAAGUUAUCCUACCUCAAAGUUAAUGGCGCCCAAGGAGCUGAAAAAGCCCUCAAAAUCCCGACUUUCCAAUGUGGAUGGUGGCCAAGGUCUGGAAGAAGUUAGUAAUCCACCCAGUGGUUCCCUGCUGAAACCCAGUGCCACCACCCCAACCUCUUCAAGUAACCAUGAAGGUGGCCUUUCCGUCACCAUAAUGCCCGAAGUUCCGGCUCCCAAGAAAUUAAUAAAAAUUACCAAAAAAUCGAAACUCUCACCACCAACAGCCACAGCCAUUAGUUCGAAUAGUUCCGCAAGUAAUACGAAUUCCAGUGUGGGUGAUGAUUCCAAGGAAUCGAGCCCAGCCACACCCAAUAAUGCCAAAGAACCUGCCAAGGUGGCAGCGGUCGCGGAAAAGAAACCCAAUAAGGGUCUACUCUAUGCCAUUGGCCAGAAAUUUGAAAAGUUAAGAGCUUCCGCAACCAGUAACUCAUGUGCCAAUAUACCCACUCAGAAGAAGGCCAUUGCAGCAUCCUCCAGCGGCGCCGCAGCCACCUCAUCCAACAACAAUGAAGGCUCUCAGAGCACUUCGCCCGAAAAGACCACGGGUAAAUAUUCCUUUGUCAAGAAAACCAAAUCCCUUGGAAGUUCGGUAAGCAAAAAAUCCUCGACACCCUCGGGUAACCAAGCACCUGGAGAAGGUAACACUCCUGGCUCCAAGGAUUCGAAAACUCCCAGUGGUGAUGCCUCGGCGAAACCUGUGAAAACCGAUAAACGUUCCCGCAUAGAUGCCAUGAUCAGAAAUCUACGAGAACGGUCGGUGCCUCGUUCCCAACCUAUCAUACACUCCGAAUCGACUUAUAUCAAGAGGGCGGUGAGUGUGGAAGAAAUGCCGGGGACCUUUAAUCGUAAAUCCGUCAACAGGGUUUUGGGUCUGUUCAAGCGUUACGAAAAGGAUAACAGUGCAAAUAGGGUGCGUACCGCCCGAUCGGCCAGCAAUAUUCAACGACAGAUCAACGAUUCCGCAGAUACCUCUCCCAUCUAUCAAAAUGCCGAUGCCAUAAUGAAAUUGAAAGAGAAAUCAGAUGAGCUGGAAAGGAAAUCCACCGAGAAGAGUCGCAGUGGUAAAUCAUUGGCCCAAUGUAAUUGUGGCCCACCCUCCUCCACCACCUCCACUCCAGCCAACGAUCUCUCCAAUUGCCCAGAGUGUCUUGAAAAUGCCCUGGCCACGAAUAAAAUUAAAGCUCAAAAUUCUUUCAACUCCCUGGAAGCCAACAAAACCGCUCAGGGUAAUAAAGAUCGACGCAAGGCUCUAAUGUUGGAGCUAUCCGACAAAUCGAUGAAUCAAGUUCCUGAGAAUAAUUCGGCAACAGGACGUAACCCCAAGAAAUAUUCCUAUAUCAACGACAAUGAAAUCUACUCAAAUCUGCCACCCUAUCCUCGGGGAGCUGCCACACUACACAGUUCCUCAUCGAGCAAAAACAACAACAUAGGCAAUGGAAAUAACAACAACAACUUACCAUCUUCCUACAACAAUAACAGCUCCUCGCUGCUAAGUCAAACGACCGGAUAUCGCAGCAUGACCUCCACUACUCUUCAUGAUCCCAACCACUCCGCCAACACCACCACCAUGACCUCAAACUCCUCCUCCUCGAACCAAAAUAAUAAUCUCAUUUCACCCUCCUUCGAUAAUAUUGCCAAUUACUCAUCGGAUUCCAGAAGUUAUCAAGAAGACUGUGCCUCCACAACCUCCACAUUUCGUUCUCCGACCGAGGAGCCGGAACUCUACUUCGACAAUUGGUCGGUUUGUUCCGAGGAUAAUUAUCGUAUGCAUGGUGGGGCCACACCCUCACCCACGGUGUCCCGAUUAUCGCGUACAUCCCAAGUAUCAUCACCCACCUCCCGACGUGGUGGUGGUAAUGGAGAUGGUGAAAGUUCAGAUCCCAAUGAAAGUAUUGUGGAUCGCAUACGACGUCGAAGUUUCUAUUGUCGUUUCAACGAAAAGAAACCGAAGAGAACGAGUAGCAUUGUUGGCCCCAAUGCUGUGCGUGAGUAUUAUCGUGAACAGCAAGCGGCAGCCAAGACAAGAUCUUCCAACAAAAUUUACCCCGAAGAGAGAGCACGAUCCCCUGAUAUAACACAAGAAUUUUUCCGACCCCUAAAACUCAGUCCCAUUGGCACCGAACUUAAACCACCCGUAUAUAAAUCUCCCUAUACAUCGAGUAGUAGCACCCAUGAAUAUACCCUUACCCCGGGACGGCCCCGCAAAAGUCUCAAUGAUAUACGAGCACCCACAUCACCAUCGGGUUUAUCAGAGCGACGUUACACCAGUGCCGCCAGUUCCUCCUAUAACACUCCAGAAAAAGAUAUUAUGCCACACACUGCCAUAUUGUCGUCACGUUAUAAAACCACAUUACCCGAUGAUUCCGGUAGUAAAUUGGCAUCCACAACUGCAUAUUAUAAUACCUAUAAUCCGAAACGGCGUUUCUCCUAUAACACAGCCACCCAUGGCAGCAGCAGCGGAAGUACUAGUGCAGCAGCAAAUGGCGGUGGUGUUGGUACCUCCUCGGCGGGCAGUAAUUUGACCUCCACCGGUGGUCAUAUUGAUGGAUAUGCCACAAUGGGUCGAAGGCCAAUACGUGCCUAUGAUCAUCGUACUAUGUCUCUCUUAGAGCCUGGCAGUUCUAGUAGUUAUCGACAUGAAGCGAGCACACCUUUACGUGAUUAUACCACAAGUUUAUCGAGAUCCAAUUCCCGUUAUCGCACCCAAUCCACAUCGCGCAGUCCCACAAACAUUUGAUGUACCACACCGCAAAAUGGUUUUUGCAUAUUCUGUUAUUAUGCCCAGGAGAGGAAGCGACUUAAUAUACCCAGUUCAUCAUCGGCCUCAUCGAAAGGUAGUUCGAGUAGAAGAACCGGUGGUGGUGGCGG
Molecule: messenger RNA, 5127 nt
Organism: Musca vetustissima
Lineage: Eukaryota; Metazoa; Arthropoda; Insecta; Diptera; Muscidae
Product: serine-rich adhesin for platelets-like
Exons: 8
Molecular function (GO): structural molecule activity
Source: RefSeq, a predicted model, not a curated record